AUGCUGCCCGCGGUCGGGAGGCGCCGCUCAGCGGGACGCGGCCGGGGCCUGACGGGCCGCCGCUGCCAUCUUGGUCGCGCCCGCUCCGGGGGGAAGCGCGUCACCGCGCCCGACGCCGACGCCCCGCCCCUUCCGCCCUCUCCCCCCCCCCGGACUACGUUUCCCGGCGUGCCCCGCGAGGCGGCCCCGAGCAGCAUGGCGGCGGCGGCGGCGGCGGCGGCGUCUCGGGUGGCGCGGCGCUGGGCGGCGGCGGCGGCGGGGCUGCGGAGCGGGGGCGAGGGCGGGGCGCGGCGGGGCUGCCUCUGGCCGGGCCUCCCUCGGCUGCUGGCCGCCGUGCCCUCGCCGCCGCCCUCGCCGCCCCCGCCGGGCUCCCCGCGCGCCACCUACAACUUCAUCGCCGACGUGGUGGAGCGGACGGCGCCGGCGCUGGUCUACAUCGAGAUCCUGGGCAGGCACCCAUUUUCCGGCCGGGAGGUGCCCAUCUCCAACGGCUCCGGCUUCGUGGUGUCUGCGGAUGGGCUGAUAGUCACCAACGCCCACGUGGUGGCCAACCGGAAGCGGGUGCGGGUGCGCCUGGCCAGCGGGGAGCUCUAUGACGCCGUAGUGAGGCAGGUGGACCAGGUGGCCGACAUAGCCACCAUCAAGAUCAAUGCCAAGCGCCCGCUGCCCACACUGCCCCUGGGCCGCUCCUCUGAUGUGCGCCAGGGGGAGUUUGUGGUGGCCAUGGGCAGCCCCUUUGCCCUGCAGAACACCAUCACCUCGGGCAUCGUCAGCUCUGCCCAGCGAGGGGGCCGGGAGCUGGGCUUGGCAGCUUCAGACAUGGAGUACAUCCAGACGGACGCAGCUAUUGACUUUGGAAACUCCGGGGGACCCCUCCUCAACUUGGACGGCGAGGUGAUUGGGGUGAACACCAUGAAGGUGACCCCUGGGAUCUCCUUCGCCAUCCCCUCCGACCGACUGAGAGCCUUCCUGGAGCAGGAGGAGAAGCGCAAGGACUCCUGGUUUGGCAGCACAGAUGGCAAGAGGCGCUACAUUGGGGUGAUGAUGUUGACCUUGACGCCCAGUAUCCUGUCUGAGUUGAAGAUAAGGGAUCCUGCCUUCCCCGACGUCUCCUACGGGGUCCUCAUCCACAAGGUCAUCAUUGGCUCUCCGGCACAUCAGGCGGGGCUCAAGGCGGGGGACGUGGUCAUGGAGAUCAACGGCCAGGCGUCCCGGCGGGCAGAGGACAUCUACGAGGCCGUGCGGAGCCAGAAGACGCUCACGCUGCUGGUCCGGCGCGGCUACGAGGUGCUGCUGAUGAACAUUGUCCCCGAAGUCACAGAGUAGGGGUGGGUGGGGGUUGUGGCCGCUGCGUUUGGGGGUCUGGGCAGGAAGACGGACUUUGCCUUGAGCCUGGAGAGGACUGAUCCUGCCCUCUGUCCCCACAGAAGGAGGGGGGCCCAGCGGGUGUCGGGUGGCAGUUCAGUGGGUCUCGCUCCUCCGUGGUUGCGUGAUGUCAGCCGGGGGCUCUCUCUGACGUGGCAGUGCUUUCCUUUUUCCCUUUCCCCAUUGGCUAUUGACCUGUCCAGGCCCACAUUUUCUGGAGAGCAGGGGUCAUCCUCCUUUGUCGCACUGCUGCUCAAAUGGUCAUUGAAGGCCAGGCCAGCUGCGGGCUCUGGUUUGCCCCUUGCCCAGCUCUUUUAAAAGGGGCCAAGAGGCCAAGCCAUGGGGCACGUGGCCAUCCCUCUGGGGGGGAAUUGGCAGCAAGGUGGUCCCUUUUGCUAUUCCCCCCCAACUCAGAAUCAUGUGGCACAAGCCGAGCAGGGCCCAACCUGCAGCCCCUUCUCUGCUCCCAACUGGUGCUG
This is a messenger RNA of Podarcis raffonei (Aeolian wall lizard), 1844 nucleotides long. It is a transcript of the gene HTRA2, whose product is annotated as HtrA serine peptidase 2. The coding region runs from base 1 to 1326 and encodes 441 amino acids. The record is from RefSeq and is a predicted model, not a curated record. Gene Ontology annotation, biological process: proteolysis; programmed cell death; positive regulation of apoptotic process. Gene Ontology annotation, molecular function: serine-type endopeptidase activity; protein binding. The transcript is spliced from 9 exons. NCBI's taxonomy places the organism in Eukaryota, Metazoa, Chordata, Lepidosauria, Squamata, Lacertidae. Gene Ontology annotation, cellular component: mitochondrion.